This is a messenger RNA of Cooperia oncophora, 333 nucleotides long. Lineage: Eukaryota; Metazoa; Nematoda; Chromadorea; Rhabditida; Trichostrongylidae. The record is from the annotation of a GenBank genome assembly.
AUGCAGUCUUUCCAUGGUGAUAUUCAUUUAUUGCAGAUGACCCUCAGUGAAGAUGAGUUCGGAGAGAAAAUCGACAGAUGUUUCGCCGACUCGCUAUUAAAAAUAAGUGGUGGAAUAGCAAUCGGAAUUGUGGCCAGCGUGGCAUUUUUCAAGAGCCGAUCCUGGCCUAUAUGGUUUGGGUCAGGUAUAGGCGUCGGCACCGGCUGGUCAAAUUGUCGUCAUGAUUUAGCUCAACCGUUUCUGCUACACGGGAAGAAAGUGCCUGUAGGAACAGACACGGAGGUAACGAAGGGAAAACCUACAUACGCCAUCGUCGUCGAGAAAAAAGACUAG